AGUUAUUCUAGCUGAGCAAAGACCUCUUUGGUUGCAGACACAGCUCAGGUGGCUGUAACCCCUAAACUCAGUUGCUGUUUUCUGGAGAGAGGCUGCUGCUAAGAGGGAUGGCUUUCACAGAGCACACCCCACUAACCCCUCACCACCGGGACCUCUGCACGCGUUCUAUCUGGCUAGCACGGAAGAUCCGUUCAGACUUGAAUUCCCUCCUAGAGGCUUAUGUUGAAUAUCAGGGCCUGAACAAGAAUGUUGACCUGGAUUCUGUGGAUGGUGUACCAACGGCCAGCACCGACCAGUGGAGUGAGCUGACAGAAGCAGAACGACUCCAAGAAAAUCUCCAAGCUUAUCGCACCUUCCACACGCUCCUGACGGAAGUCCUGGAGGAUCAGAGGGUACAGUUCACCCCCACAGAGAGAGAUUUCCACCAGAACAUCCACAGGGUCCUGCUUCAAGUGUCUGCCUUUGCUUACGAGAUAGAGGAGUUGAUGGCGCUUCUGGGACAUCAGGCCCCAUCUCAAGAGACUGAUAGGAUACCAGGUGGGGGUGGCCCCCGAACCUUCUUGGAAAAGAAAUUGUGGGGCUUGAAGGUACUGCAGGAGCUCAUGCAGUGGACAGUAAGGUCCAUCCAUGACCUCCGGCGGAUCUCAUCUCCUGGCCAGAACAAGGACCCGGCCCGUGGGAGCCAACAACUUGCUGAGGCCCAGCAGAUGUAGCUUCUCCUUUUGCUGUUUUCCUCUCAUCUGUAGUGUAGCAUUCAUCACGUGGAAAAGAUGCAGUUCUCAUCUUCCUCAUCCUCUUGAUGACUUUUGUUUAUUUAAGACGAGCUGGAGACACUUGGAAGGAUGUCAUGCUGAAAAAUCCAUUCCGUUCCUGCCUUUCAGGAACCAUGAGCAAAGCUUGGCUCAGUGGGUGACCCUGACUCUGCAAUGCUUUCUCACAUAGUUUUCUUCACCACAUCACUAAAUUAAGAGAUCGUGGGGAUCUCCAGGCAAUCCAGAUAUCCAAGAUCAUCAGUCAUGACCCUUUGACUUACUCCACUAGUGUUUCCUCUUAUUUGCCUUUUCCCAUGAGACAGGAGACCCAGGUUAUGAAUGCAUAAUUACAUAUCUUGGGUCAGUUAAGAGAGUAUAGGUGAUUGUGCAACUUCUCAAUACAACCUAUUGACAAUGUAUAAGGACCUCAGGAUUUGGAGUAGCAAAGAAUCUUGGUUAUGACCUAGACCAAAGAAACGCCGGUCAUCAUUGCUAGGAGACAGAGGAAAGCUGCAGACACCUUUUGGCCUCUUUCAGGAAAGGACUUCCAAGUCUUCUGAUCCUACUCACUGGAGUGUUGGGAUAACAUAUUUCUAAUUUCUUAAUAAAGUGUCUCUUAUUUACAGUUAUUAAGCACUAGGUUAGGCCCAUACUAACCAUAUAACCUGAUCCUUUUUUUAGGUGAUCAAAUAAACUUAUGAACAAUACGAUUAAGAUGUUUUAAUAUGUGAUAGAUGGAUGGUAUG
Messenger RNA from Vombatus ursinus (common wombat), 1498 nucleotides. RefSeq names its product ciliary neurotrophic factor (gene CNTF). The record is from RefSeq and is a predicted model, not a curated record. Bases 108 to 713 code for a protein of 201 amino acids. NCBI's taxonomy places the organism in Eukaryota, Metazoa, Chordata, Mammalia, Diprotodontia, Vombatidae. Gene Ontology annotation, cellular component: axon. Gene Ontology annotation, biological process: negative regulation of neuron apoptotic process; positive regulation of axon regeneration; astrocyte activation. Gene Ontology annotation, molecular function: ciliary neurotrophic factor receptor binding; cytokine activity; growth factor activity. The transcript has 2 exons.